Messenger RNA from Symbiodinium pilosum, 588 nucleotides. Lineage: Eukaryota; Dinophyceae; Suessiales; Symbiodiniaceae. The record is from the annotation of a GenBank genome assembly.
AUGCUAUCCUCGGAAAGUGAAUCGGCGCAGCAGCUUUGCAGUCAAGUUCGCGCAGGCUGUGAAGGCUUCCGAUAUAUGUUCCAGCCAGCCGCGCUGAAACACUGGUGGCGAGCAAAUCCGACAGCUGUGGAAGCCACAAUAGCCUCGCUCUUUGGCCAUGCCUGCAAAGACCGAGAGCUCUGGCAGUUGACCUUUGACGUCAUCCUCCUCUGCCUGUAUGAAGUGCCCGAUUGGCAUGUUAGACAGAAGCUUGCGGAGCAGGUGCUGACAUGUCUUUCAAUGAGCUCCCUGAGCAACACAGAUCGUUUUUAUGGGUGCCGCUGCAUGGUCUAUUGCGAACCAUUCCCGGCCCUGUACGACCUGCAUUCUGAGGUCAUGCACAGACUGCUUCGAAAAAGCAAGAAGGCCAAGCGUGGGAUGCUUUUGUACAUCAAAUGGGCAGCACAGACAGCAAUCUACCAGUGGGCGCUGAACCACGUCUGGUGGUAUUAUUUCUGGUGCGGUCAGACAGUGGAGAUGGCUGCCAGAGCCAAAAUUGAGCAGUUUGUCAACUGGACAGCCGGCGACGCCAACUAUGUGCCCGGCUAG